This is a messenger RNA of Pseudogymnoascus destructans, 2782 nucleotides long. RefSeq lists its product as uncharacterized. Gene Ontology annotation, molecular function: nucleic acid binding. The coding region runs from base 809 to 2782 and encodes 657 amino acids. Lineage: Eukaryota; Fungi; Ascomycota; Leotiomycetes; Thelebolales; Thelebolaceae. The transcript has 2 exons. The record is from RefSeq and is a predicted model, not a curated record.
GUCGGGUUUGAUAAAUAUAUCAAAGAAAGUUCUUGCUAAUAAUAUAUCACUCGAUAUCAUGGAAGCAUUAUGUAGAUUAAAGAUGGCUUGCAUAUAGAACGAGAAGCUGCGAGCAUCAAACUGAUUGUCUCGAACUUCCCGGCCGAAUCUAUGAGACGCUAUUCAAAAAGAGACAAAGAUGUUGUAAAGAAAGCCAAUGGCGGCGUCUAUAUACACCCUUAUAAUUCCUUGCACAGUGGAUUCCGUCCGACAGAUAUCUUAAAAAACAAGAGAUCAGUAAUAGUACUACUGGUAUUCUCGUUUUGAAGGAGCGAAUCGGCCCAGCUGAAAGAUUGAGACCCGGUCGAUUCCUAUAAGACGGGUGGCCCAAUAUAGAAGAUUCGUACAAAGAUAUUAUACCGUAUAUGAAAGAUAUGUUUGCUUGUCCGCCUAAACGCGUCCUUUCAUUGUUCUCUAUUCGAGGGCCGUUGCCACAGCACUGAAGCACCGAGAAUAUCUCCGCUGUUCGCGCUGAUACUGGAAUUCGACUCUAACUUGGACAUAAGAUUAGUCGCUACCCUUUGACGUGUAGGCGUUUACUCGGCAACACGUCCUCGCCCUUAUUUAAUAACCUUGAAGCACGUCUUUCUUCCUUCCGACUUACAUCUUCAACCCCAACACAACCACCACAACAGAACAUCCCCCUUCUUCCUUCGUUGCUUCUUCAUGCUUUAAACCUCGGGGGUUAUCAGAAGCCCCCUCGGACCUUUGAUCAAGCUCUUCCCGUUCAAAACAUCAUCUCUCGCCAUAACAACACUGCGUGAGAAUCAUGGCUCCCUCACCCCACAACACACGAGCUGUUAUCAUGAACCGAAGCAGUUCUCCUAAACUGCUCAGUGCAUAUAACACACGAUCUGCCAUCAUGAAUCAGCAGAGUGCCUCCAACCACCUCGGUGCCUAUGGCACACGAUCUGUCGCCAUCAACCGGCACAGUGCCUCUGACAAGAUCGGUGUUUCUGACAAGCUCGGUGCUUCUGUCAACCUUGAUGCUUCUGUCAACCUUGAUGCUUCUGCCAACCUUGAUGCUUCUAUCAACCUUGAUGCUUCUGCCAACCUUGGUGUUUGUGUCAACCUUGGUGCCCCUGGCUACCUUGGUGCUUCUGACUACCUUGGUGCCUCUGACUACCUCGGUGCUUCUGAUUACCUUGGUGCUUCUGACAAGCCCAGAGCCUCCAGCAAGCUCAGUGCCUAUAGCACAGGCUAUUCCACCACGGAUCUGAAGAGUGCCUCUGACAAACUCAAUGCCUAUGACAUGUCAUCCAUCACGAGGAACCAGUACAAUGUCUCCAACAAGAUCAGCACUUAUGACAUUUCAUCCGUCACAAGAAGCCAAUUCACUGAUAUCUUGCGCGUGGGACGGGAAGAGACCUCCCUGGACAAGCAGUGCCUGGACCCAGAUUGCAACGACUUCUGCCAAGGUGCCAAAGAUAAGUCUUCCAAGGCGGAGGAUGACUUCUCCCUCAACAUGGACGGCGUCCUGAAUGCCUUCAGCCCAUUCGGCCGCACCAGCUUGCCUCCUAUCCCAGAGCACACCACGCCGACCAAAACUUCCCAAGCUUCUGGUCCAAACCUCCGUGAUCUUGGGCUCACCACCAGCAACCCAUCCAUUAGUGACCCCGAUCUGCUGGUCUACCCAGGCCUUCGCAAACGUGUCGGGAGGUAUUUUGAAACCCGCAAGCCAAUCCCAGAGGGCUGGACAUGGUCCGUCGACAGCACGCUCACUGCCGCUGCUUCCUUGUACGCGCCCACCCAAAGCACCAUCAGUGUCGCAUUGACCGAUUCAUCGACCAUCGCUUCUGGCAGCGUAACGGAGCUCAGCCAAGCUGGCCCCUCUCGCCCGUCGACGCCUCAAAUGGGACCCUAUCAAAUGGGACCCUAUCAAAUGGGUCCCUAUCAAAUGAGCCCCGGCCCGCCGACGCCUCAAACGGGUCCCUAUCAAAUGGCCCUCUAUAAAAUGAGCCCCCCUCCAGAGGCCCCCCUUCAAAUGGCCCUCGUUCAAUCGCGCCCCUCUCAAAUGGGGCCCCUCACAGCUGGGCCUGGCAACCCUCUCGAUCCGAUCGCCGUAAUCGGCAAGAUGCGAGAGAUCCAGACUGAGGGCAUGCAGCCAUUCGGGCCAUCUCGUUUCCUUAGUCAUCCCCAUGGAAACCCCACCGGCAACCCCAACGGCAACUACCUGGGUACCAUGAGUGCCGCCUCGAACCAGAUGACCAACCUGCCUGACCAUCUGAACACAUGCAUCUGGGUCGAAGGUGCGCCUGCCGACUUGACCUACUACGAGAUGCUGAGGAGCAUCCGCCACUGCGGAAAGGUGUACUCCGUGCACAUCAACCCUCCCAGGGAGAAGCACUUCACUGCCGCCGCCAAGAUCGCUUUCUGCACACGCCUCGGGGCUGAGAACUUCUUUCACCAGGCCCACUCGGGGUAUGGCAUCGUCAUCCGUGGCCGCCGCCUCUGUGUCCGCUGGAACAGGAAUAAGUACCGUGAGAACUUCAACCGCGCCGAGUCUCGCGUUCUGAGAAUCUCCGGACCCUCCGCGUAUAUCAACUACCCGGUUCUAGGAGAGUACUUCAGUCGUCUCUUCUACUUCAAUCUCAUCUGGGUUCAGGAGCUGUCGCCUGGAGUCAUGAUCUGGGAGUUUUCGAGCAUCCUCGCUCAGGCUCAUUCGGCCAAGCAGGCUAUUGAGCGUGAACCUGCCAUGAUGAACCUCGUCCGUAUCAAGUAUGAGCGCGACCCUUGCGAGUGA